UACGGAGUCUUCAGUCUUCGGCUGUGUAUUUAAAAGCCUUUUGAAGAAGAAAGACCCCCUCGACUUUCUUCCAACUUCGUUCUAAAAUGGUGAGAAUAAGCAAAGCCCUUCUGAAAGAAGCCAGCUCCGGUUUCACCAACACGCUCUCCCAAAUCCUUGUCUGCCCCCUCUCCAAACAACCUCUAAGGUAUUGUGAGGCGUCGAAUUCUCUUAUCAGCGAUACGAUUGGUGUUUCUUUCCCUAUAAGGGACGGAAUUCCUUGUUUGGUGCCGAAGGAAGGAAGAAUAAUCGAAAAUGAUGAUGCAUUGAAAGGUGAGGAUACUGUUGAGAUUACUCGAGAAAAAUGAGCGCUGGUUUGUUUGGGGGUGGAAGACAAUUUUUUAUUUCUUGAGCUCAAUAAUGAGAAGAGAUGUCAACACAACGCCACAACACUUCACACUUGUAUUUUUAAGUUUCCACUUUAGAAUGAAUUGAAUGGUUUCAUUUUCUCAAACUGCCUGUUGUUGCCCAAUAAUAGUCAGAUUAGACCACUUGUCCACAAUUCUUUCUUAGGGUGAUUUGAAAUUGUUAAACAAGAGAAUAUCCUCGAAAAUUUUCUGUUCAAAACUUUUGGGCUUGUGCUGAACUAUCUGAUGGUAAUUUGAAAAGUUGCUGGUUUCACCUA
Cucumis melo (muskmelon) is the source of this 664-nucleotide messenger RNA. RefSeq lists its product as uncharacterized. The record is from RefSeq and is a predicted model, not a curated record. The transcript is spliced from 3 exons. Bases 87 to 347 code for a protein of 86 amino acids. NCBI's taxonomy places the organism in Eukaryota, Viridiplantae, Streptophyta, Magnoliopsida, Cucurbitales, Cucurbitaceae.